Messenger RNA from Monoraphidium neglectum, 1905 nucleotides. RefSeq lists its product as hypothetical. The transcript is spliced from 4 exons. The record is from RefSeq and is a predicted model, not a curated record. NCBI's taxonomy places the organism in Eukaryota, Viridiplantae, Chlorophyta, Chlorophyceae, Sphaeropleales, Selenastraceae. Bases 1 to 1905 code for a protein of 634 amino acids.
AUGGGCGUGAAACCGACAGCUGACGCCCAGGACCCCGCGGCCGCCAGCGCCGCCGUCGCCGACGCGGCGCUCCCGCCGGGCUACCGCCGGCGCCUGGCCUCGCUGCACGCGCGCGCGCUCCUCGGGCUCGUCGCCAGCGGCGCGCUCGUCGCGCUCGCUGCCGGCGCGGCGCUGCUCGCGGCGCGGCGGUUCUGGCCGUGGUACCUGGCCCUCGAGGGCGCGUUCCUGUUCGUCUGGCUGCUGCGCAAGCGCGUGCUCGACCGCGUUCCGGACGAGCACUACGAAUUCCCAAAGGGCCACGACACUUUGAAGACCUUUGACCACUUCCGCCGCUCCAUGGGCAUCAUCGCACGGGACAGCCGGUCCUACGACAUGGUCGGCCGGUGGUUUGACUACGCACCCAUUGACCAGAUCAAGCGGCAGAACGUGCGGGACCUGCUGGCCUAUGGCUUCGGCUACCGCAGAGCCGCCGAGUUCGACGCUGCGGGCGAGGGUGAUGUCCCAGACACCAUCCUCGGCCACAUCGAAUCCAAGUGGGGCAACGACUACGCCGAGGGCUUCAACCCAGACAUCAAAUACAUGUCCCACCUCCACGAGCCCCUCCGCGCCUGCCCCAAGCCGCUCUGGUGGUACCUUUUUGCAGAGGGCCUUGGAGCUAUAAAGCACGCCGUGCUCGCCGCCGCCGGCUUCCGCUGCGAGCGGCGCGGCGGCUUCCUGUAUUACACCCUCGGCCUGCCGCCGGCGAGCGACGCGGCCGCGGCCGCGGCGGCGGCCGCCGCGGCCGGCGGCUACGAGGCCGCGCCGCCGCUCGUGUUCUGCCACGGCGUGGGGCUGGGGCUGCUGCCAUACAUCCACUUCGUGCUCAAGGCGGCGGCGCUGGGGCGGCCGCUGGUGGCGAUCGAGUGGCCGCACCUGGCGCUCAGGUGGACGAGCUUCAUCCCUACGGUUGACCAGUGCGCCGAGGUGCUGCUCGGCAUCCUGGACGCCCACGCCAUCCCCAAGGCCGCCUUUGUCGGCCACUCCUUCGGCACCUUCUUCAUGGCCCGACUGCAGCGCACCGCGCCGCACCGCGUCGCCGCCAUGGCGUUCGUGGACCCCGUCUGCAUGUGCAUGUGGAGCGGCCACCUCAUCCGGUCGUUUGUGCUCAGGCCGCACGCCACCAAGAGCGGACCCAUCACUUGGAACGUUUCGCGGGACAUCCACACCGCAGCGGCGGUGGCGCGGCGGUUUUACUGGAGCGAGUACAACCUCUGGCCGGACAUGUUCCCUGAGAAGUGCCUGGUGGUGCUGUCGGGCCGCGACGACCUGGUGCCUGUAAUGCACGUGGAGUCGAUGGUGCGAGACGAGACGGGCGCGGCCAUGAUGAUCCACCGCCAGGGCAAGCACGCCGCGUUCCUCUUCGACCUGAAGUGGCAGGUGGAGGUGCUGGCCGGCGUGUGGCGGCUGGUCGACGGCUGCGGCGCCGGCGGGGCUGCCGCGGAAGGCGGGCAGGUCGAUGGGACGGCGGCCGCGGAGAGGGCCGCCUCGCGGUCGCCGUCGGGCGAGCUGCUGGCCGCGGCGACGGAGCAGAAGUCGCAGCCGCAGCCGCCGCUGACGCGCGCGGCGCGGCGCCUGCUGGCGCACGGGCACAGCGACAGCGCUUUCAGCCUCAGCUACAGCGCCAGCCUGGGGUCUUUGGACGGCCUCGCCCGCGCAGGCAGCGGCGGCGGCGCAGACCUGCCGGAUGCUCCCGGCGGCGCGCCCGACGCGUGCGCCGCGAAGGGGCCGCUGCGGCGCAGGCGCGGCAGCGGCGGGGGCGUGGGGCCGGCGGACGCGGCGGCGGCGCUGGCGACCAAGGCGGCGGGCGGGCGGGCCAGGACCAGGCAGGGGUCGAUGUCGGCGGCCGAUGAUCUACUCUCCGAGUAG